Molecule: messenger RNA, 342 nt
Organism: Symbiodinium pilosum
Lineage: Eukaryota; Dinophyceae; Suessiales; Symbiodiniaceae
Source: the annotation of a GenBank genome assembly
GAGCGUGCCUCCCGCGCGGAGCAGCUCUUGGAGGCCGCGGUGGCCCGUGAGGCAGUUUCAGCCUCUGAGCGUCUGACACUGCGGAAGCAGCUGGACGACGCGCAGCAAUUGGUGUCUGGCCUCUCCCAGCAGCUGGACAGUGUGCAAAAAGACGCCGCUGAGCAGAAAGCGCGAUGCGAGGCCCUUGAGAAGCAGCUCGCUGAAGCGAGAACUGCGCCCAAGGGGGCACAGGGCGAAGGCGCAGAUGUAGCUGCGGAGCUGACGCAACGCAUAGCGCAACUCGAGGCGGCACUUCGGAAGGAUGGCGCUGGUUUCGACGCGGCGGCGCAGGCGGUAAGAUGA